Molecule: messenger RNA, 967 nt
Organism: Linum tenue
Lineage: Eukaryota; Viridiplantae; Streptophyta; Magnoliopsida; Malpighiales; Linaceae
Source: the annotation of a GenBank genome assembly
AAACAUGACGCAUCUUGCGGAAACGCCAUAACAGAACCAAGGGCCAGAAAAAUCAUUUUCGCCGGCCUGAUAAUCGGAAGACAAAAUAUCUCUUCCUUCUUGUAACUUGUUUGUACAUUUUGAAGGUAAGAAUUUACUAAAUUAAUGCACUUGCUUUCCUCUAAUGAUUAUUAUUGUUAUGUGAUAUCUGCAAAAUGCGCAGGUGGUGGGAGUCGAUUUCAAUUUUGGGGACGAUACUCUUGAUAUCGCCGGUAGAGACAAACGCCAUAAGGUUCGUGAUUGACAGAGAAGAAUGCUUCUCCCACAACGCUGAGUACGAGGCGGACACUGUCCACCUCUCCUUCGUCGUCAUCAAGACCAAUUCCCCAUGGAAUUCCGGCAGCGAAGGUGUCGAUUUCAUCAUUAAAGGGCCACAAGGGGAUCUUUUCCAUGAAAUGUUGGGGAGAACAGAGGCCAAGUUCGAGUUCCAAGUCCAUGAGAAAGGGGUUUACCGCUUCUGUUUCUUCAACAAAUCUCCCUUCCAUGAGACCAUUGAUUUUGAUGUUCAUAUUGCCCACUUCACUUACUACGACCAGCAUGCUAAAAAUGAGCAUUUUGGGCCACUAAUGGAGCAGAUAACGAAAUUGGAGGAGGCCUUGUACAACAUCCAGUUCGAGCAACAUUGGCUGGAGUCUCAGACUGAACGCCAGGCAUUGGUGAAUGAUGACAUGAGCAAAAAAGCGAUGAACAAAGUGAUGAUCGAGUCAGCUGCUCUGAUAGGGGCGAGCUUCCUCCAAGCCUACCUUUUGAGGUGCUUGUUCGAACGCAAGCUUGGUGGCCACGCUAGGGUUUGAACAAAAAAAACAGAACAUAUUGCUUUAUCUAAUAGCUAAUUCUAAUUAAAUUGCACUCCAUAUCUCACUAAUUUCUUGGUUAGACCACUCCACUGUAAAUUAUUUGGAUGUAUGAGCAUGAUCAAUGAGAGCUU